This is a messenger RNA of Aphanomyces invadans, 351 nucleotides long. RefSeq lists its product as hypothetical. Bases 1 to 351 code for a protein of 116 amino acids. Gene Ontology annotation, molecular function: nucleic acid binding. Lineage: Eukaryota; Oomycota; Saprolegniomycetes; Saprolegniales; Verrucalvaceae. The transcript is spliced from 2 exons. The record is from RefSeq and is a predicted model, not a curated record.
AUGUCGUUCUUCAGCACGAUAACGCUACCCCGCACGCUGCCAUCACGGACGAGCUGCUUGCGACUGUGUCCACCGACGGAUCUGGGCUUCUUCGCUUCCAUCCAGUCCCUACAAUACAAGUCGGUGAGCCGUACAGUUGAUGACAUCAUUGAGGCAACGCUGUCUGCUUUCGAGUGCCUCGGCGUGGAGAAGUUGGAAAAUGUGUUUCUCACCUUUCAAGCUGUCAUGCGCCUGGUUAUCCAGCACAGCGGGGACAACCAGUUUCGCCUUCCGCACUUGGGUAAGGACGCUUUGAGACGCGCGGGUGCCUUGAUGGAAAAUGUGUCCUGUCCUGUGGCGCUGUUGGCCUAG